AUGGAAACAGGAGAAGCAAGGCAUGCCCAACAAUGUCAUUGUGGGAAGUUAACACGGAUGCAGACUUCGUGGACCACUUCAAAACCAAGGCGGAGAUUUCUAGUCUGCCCAAAGACAAAGUGGUUUGAUGCAGAAAUGUGUGAGCGUUCGAAGUCUUUGAUACCUGGUUUGCUAAGGAAGAUUGAUAGGGUGGAAAAGGAAAAUGCAAAGAUUCGUGCAAAGUCAAGAAUAUUGUGGCCUAGGGGUUGGUUGCGUGGAGUCGAGCGGGACGAAAGGCCUGAUCGGGCUAGCGCUGGCUCAGGCUAUGCUAGCAACAUGUGA
Messenger RNA from Prunus armeniaca (apricot), 321 nucleotides. NCBI's taxonomy places the organism in Eukaryota, Viridiplantae, Streptophyta, Magnoliopsida, Rosales, Rosaceae. The record is from the annotation of a GenBank genome assembly.